Melitaea cinxia (Glanville fritillary) is the source of this 5792-nucleotide messenger RNA. RefSeq lists its product as uncharacterized. Gene Ontology annotation, molecular function: protein binding. The transcript has 10 exons. The coding region runs from base 137 to 5677 and encodes 1846 amino acids. The record is from RefSeq and is a predicted model, not a curated record. Lineage: Eukaryota; Metazoa; Arthropoda; Insecta; Lepidoptera; Nymphalidae.
GACAAUGGCGCUAGUGCAGUGCAGAUCGAUCGAUAGGUAGUUGUGGAUAGCUAGCUACGUAUAUAAGUAUUAAUCUGUGUUUGAGGAGAAGAAAAUUGCAGUUCCAUACUUCUUAAUUUUGUGUAAGAAAUGCUUAAUGCCGGACUCGAGGGUUAAGCCGGUGUCGGCUAGUGAAUCCUCCGCAUCAGACGAAGCAUUGAAAUUGGAACUUUACUUACAGAGGCAGCUUGAAGAGGAUAUAGCAAGAAUAUUUGACGAAUCAAUUUAUUCGGACCUAGAAGUGGUGUGUGGUAAACUAAAAAUACUAACCCAUACUUGUAUACUAAAAGCACGUACAAAUAAAUUUUAUCAAAAGCUUGAAGCAUUUUUGCAUGUGAACAUCGGUAAAGAAGCUUUUGAUGAGAUAUAUUCGUUUAUAAGUGAUGCUUAUACCGAAUGCGAUAUCACUACUCAAGAAAAAGAAAUAUUAAUUUUUCUCAAGAGAAAUAUAUUUACAAAAUAUAAUUUUAUCGAUUCGCAUAAAUCAAAAGAAGAAAUAGAGGAUCUUGAUGUAUUUCUAACACCGAAUUGUACAACUCCUUAUACAGAGAAAAAAUUUCAACAGAUAUCAUCUCUAAGUCCCAGCACUGAUUUAACUAAAGAAUACUAUGCGCUAGUGCACAUCGAGGGAAAUUUAUUGGAACAGGAACUCAUAGAACAAGACGCUUUAUCAAAUGCAUUUCAAACUAUAAUAAAAUCGCAAGAUAGAGACAACAAAAAAGUGCCACAACGCAACAAACCAACUACAUUGUCCUUGAUUUCUAGUCAUUCUCCCAAAAUACUAAAACAUUCCAAUGAUUGUGAUAUAAAUAACACAACGUAUGAACCUUUCGUAGUAAAUAAUUGUGAAUAUUCGGGAAAAAAACCAAUUUAUAAUCAAAAUUUAAAAGUUUCUGAAACAUUAAAAAACACGCUUCCUAACGAACCCUCAAUUGAAAAAAAUACAGAUCCAGCAUAUUCACCGGACAGUUUGAUCACCGACGAUCCAAGUUCUUCUUCGGAUUAUCUCUCUGCUGCAUAUGCUUAUUCACCCGCUGUGGGAUCAUCUGGGUGCUUGACACAAUUAAAUGCUGGUGACGAUAGUAUCAAAAUGGAGAAUAUAUUUACUUCCUCCGAUUCGGGCUUAGAAAAUACGGGUUUACUAGAAAGCCUUAACAACCAUAAAGAUGUAACUUUAACAGAUGUAUCGUUAUCUGAAAGCGCACGACAUGACUUAACUAUAGAAGAAGGAUCAAGCCCAGAAGUUGACACAAACCAAAUUCAAAGGAUUCCAAUAGUUCAUACUAUACCUUUGUCGAUCUGUACAACACCUCAAGGUAUAGAAUAUAUUGAUCUUAAAAAAAAUGCAGACACAAAAUCAAAUGACGUAGCUUGUAGUAAAUCUUCUAAAGAACAAAAGCAACGACAAAAUGAAGAAAUUGUUAUAUUAGAAUCUUCGUCGGUAUCUUCAGAAACAGGAUCCUGGGAAUCCGUUUUUCCUCCAAAAAUUACUGACAAAGAAAUCUGUCAUAAAUUUAUACAAAACGAAUGUCAAAGUGGUAGUCAUACCCCCGUUAAAAAACAAAAUGAUCAGUCUGAUUCUCCAAACUUUUUAGUUAAGACUACACCUUGCUUUAUCGAUGCUGCUAGUUUGGUAGACGAAGAAUAUGUCUCAUUGAAUAUAUUAAAUCAACUGGAGAAGAGAAAUAUUAAAAUUAAAGCCAACAAUACACCCUUACCAAGUAAGCCGGUGCCUUGUUCGUCUAUCAAGGGAGUCGAUACUAGCCCAGUAGAUUGGUCUGAAAGUAAUGAUAAUGAUGACUCAUUAGAACAUCCUGACAACAAAGAACCUGAUUCUAUACAGAAAGACUUAUCCCCAACUAUAUUUGAAAUGACUCCUAUAACCGAAGAUUCUUUAAGUGGAAAUGAUAUCCAUGAAAACAAAAACACAUCUGGACCUAAUAAUUGUGAAACUGACAAAGCUACAUCUGUCUCAACAAGCACGGUAUAUAUGGGAACUACGCCACACAACUCUAUUAUGUCAUUAAAAGCGACAUCACUAAAAAAUUACGAAUCUGAAGAAAGCGAAAGUGAUACAAUAGUUAUGAGCAGAGAAAGUCUUACUAACUUGAGACCGAACAGGUACAACGAAUCUUCUUCUCUAUCAGAUGGCGCGUCAGUCGAAAAUACUACUUCUUCCAAAAUAGGGUUACAAAGUAGUAGUCCCUUGAUCCGACGAAAAGUAGAUAACAUCUCAAUAACGACAGAAGUAUGUUUGAAUGUCGAAAAUAAUAGUUUUCCAAAAUCGUCAAAAUCAGUAUCAGCAUCUGCCUGGGUUGUUGAUAUGUCAUUGAGUCCUAAAGUGUCAGAGGGUAAUAAAUCUAGCAGAUCUAGCCAAAAUAUUAAUGUCAAAAAACAGAGUGGCAGAGUGUAUGAAAAUUUAAAAAAUGAACCCAAGUCGAGUAGCGGCGAUAGUUGCAAUAAAAGUAAAAGUUCUGUGGAUUCUGAUAGCUCUGAGAAGUCUGGUCAUAUAUUCUAUAUUGAUUUGACUACUCUACCUGAUACUCCACCUGAAAAACAAAAUAUUGAAAAUAGUACCGAAAAAAAGAAUAUAUUUUCCAUGUAUAUAGAUUUGGGUGAUAAAUCUACACUUAAAGAAAUGCCAUCACGACUAUCAUCUUCCCUCAAUGUAAAAAAACAACCGAGUGGUAACUCUUUAAAAGCUGCUGAAAAAUCUAAAGUUCCGAAAACGAUGUCCAAUGAAAAAUCUGUGUCCGUCAGAGAUAAAUCUCAUCACACUACAACGGAUCAGGAUCCGAACGCUAGUUUUAUUUUUGAGAAAUACGAAUCAUUAUGCAAUGAUCCCAACAUAAGUAUAUCUGAAAUUAUAGCGAUUCCAGACCCUAGUUGUCUAAAGUCAAGUGAGGUAUGUGAGGUUGAAAGAGAAAGAAAAACUGAAAAGUCACAUCGACGAAGUAGUGAAAAAUCUUUCAUACCAGACAUUAAAGAAGUAAUUCCUGAAGAAUCUACAAAAAAUCAGGCGACAGACCUUUAUGUUAAAUUAUCGGAUUUAGAUAAACCAGUCCAGAAAUCAGACAAUUUUGAGAGAGAAAUUUUAGAGUCACGAAUGACACGAUCUAUACCUGAUAAUAAUUGGUCGGAACAAAAUACAGCAAGGACAUCUAGAUCAAGUGAGGUUAUCAGUUCAUUCCACUCGGAAAAUGCAUUGAGCUUAAAUAGACUUUUUCCGCAUUUAAAGAACGAGUUCAGUAGAAGCAUGCCUAUAUCAUUAUCUGGGCGAACAAAGUCACCACUGAGACAAGGUGUAUCUUCGAGUGUAGGGGAAAUAGAUGAGCCAGGUUCAGAUAUGUCUGAAAUGAGUAGCGUUAUCAGUAGCCUGUGUCGUUCUGUUAUAGAGAACAGUACAACAGAAGAUACAAGUGAUACUACAAGUUUCAUAGUAAAUUGUCAGUCCCGAUUAGGUCAAGAUUUACUCCGCAUGUUCUUAGAAGAAAUAGCACCAGAUGUUAUAGUUGAAGUUUCCGGAAAGCGUAUCAAAGCACACAAAUGUAUAUUGUCUUCAAGGUGUCAGUAUUUUGCUGGUAUUUUAAGCGGUGGCUGGGUAGAAAGUGCUGGAAACGUCAUUGUCCUACCGCCGUUCUCGUUUAACGUUGUUCAUUUCGCAUUGUGCCAUAUAUAUUCUGGUUUGUCGACUAUCCCUGACUCGAUAAGUAUAGUAGAGUUAGCGACAAUUGCAGACAUGCUGGGACUCGAAGGAUUGAAAGAAGCCAUCAUGUUCACUUUAAAAGCCAAAUAUUGUCAUCAUUUUCACAGGCCAUGUCAAGUAUGCACAGCAGGUGUGCUGGAAUGCUUCCCACUAUCAUCGGUUUAUGGAUUAGACGAUCUAUACCGUAAAUGUAUAAAGUGGAUUACGAAAUAUUUCACAAAAGUGUGGCCCACUAAAGCUUUCGCUACGUUGCCUAAAGAGUUACUGGACAAAUGUUAUCAAGAGCACAUCGUUAAUUUGACAAUUGAUAAUUUAAUCGAAACUGUCUUUGGAUGUGGUGUUACAGUCGCAUCAUUACAAAACAGUAGAUGGGCGGAGAGUGUGGCGCGUAUGUGUCGACGUCUUGUAAACGCUGCAGCCCAUUACGCGGCCCCAAGACUAUUGGCCGUACUAGAUUUAAUAUACACAGCGCCCAAUGCCCCACAGUCAGCCAGACAAGCUCUCGACGACUGCCUCGCCGCCGCCAUCGAAUGGGCCCCACCCGACGAAACGUGUCGCGUAUACGCCUUCCUCUCCCAGUUGGUGAAAGAAAUCAGAAACCAACAGUUCUCGAGACCGGAUCUCAUAACCAAUGGCAGUCAGAACAUAAAAAUACCGGACCCGAACAAUCUUCUCUUCACUCACGCCACCAGCUGGCGCUUGCUAUGCGAAGGGGCACUAGUUAGAGCCGCACCUCGAGUCGUGGAUACUCAGGCUUUCAAGGAUUUACCCAUAGAUCUGCGAAGGCGGCUACGUGAACUCGGCUGUAUAAUGUACGGCUCGCAGGCUAUUCCAGUAAUCACUUCGCCUCUUCAAGACAGAAAAAGUAAAAGUACUUAUCAAAGCAAAUCUACGAAAACGAUAUAUUCAGCUACAACUCGCAGCUUAGACAUGGAGAAAGUACGGAACACGUUCGUACCGUAUAAACCUAAACCGAUAGUGAUGGGAUCAAAAGAUAAAUUAAUUACCAGUUCUGAAUUCCGAGAUAUUAAAAAGAUUGCUAGUAAAGUAAAUAUGCCAAAAGUUAGAACGACGAAAGCUCAAGAAAAGCGCGCCAAAUUUAAUCAAACUAAAACAUUAACAUCUCAAGAUCGUUCUAUCAAUAACAAACCUGGAUCCGCUCGAAUGUUUGAAAAUACAAAACCGAGAUAUUUAGGACCGCGACAAAAUAACGAAAAGGAGAAAAAGACAGCAACAAGGAAGCUAGUAAACAAGAUAGUUUCGUCCAGUGAAUCUUCGAGAAAUUCGAGCCCGAUACAAGCUCGAAACUUGAGGGUCAGUCCCAUGACGAAUGACCAAACAUAUAAACAUAAAGCGCAUGCUAUGUCCCAAGAUAGUCUAGCCACUUCUUCGCGACCACGUACUGCAGAACCCUCCACUGAUUCUCUGAGCGAAUCUCAAAACAGCAACAAAUAUGCUACAUACACAAAAACAAAACAUGUAAGCAAGGGGUCAAGCGAAUCAGUUAUAACAAAGAGUCAGGGUCUUCCACCGUCCUCCAAAAGUAUCAACCUUAAGACGAAAAUUCCCGUCUACUUCAAUCAGACUUGUAAUGGUAACAAGUCGAAUAUCAAUGCUAAAGCUGGGCAAAUGAGUAAUAAUUUCGCUAAGAAUAAGACAAAAGUCUGCGAUCGAAAGAUAACAGGAUCUUUGAUGAAUGCCACGAAGUCUAGUUCAGCGAAGAUUGUUCCAAAGGUAACUAAAGAUAUGCAAGGUCAUUCUUCAAAAUCCGGUAAACAGCAAAAGCAUAAUACGAAACAGGCAAGUGGUAAUAUCCAAAAACGAGAGGACCAUGAAAGGGAACUAAUUCCUUUAAUGGAGAGGUCAGGUACCUUCUUAAAGGAUGAGCCUAUGUUCGUUGAUAAAACUUCUAAUGUAGAUAAUAGUCAGUAAUUAGGAAAUGUUUAUUUUAUUAUUGUGUAAUGGUGUCUGUAUAUGCCUAAUAUUACUUACCUUAUUACUUUGAAAAUGAAAUUAUACAUGAAUAACAUGUACAGAAGUAAUUGAG